GACUUUUAUUUACCAGCAAUAUUUAUUAUUUUGUUCGUGAUUAUCGCAUCUUUCGCCUGGAAGACAUGCCUAAUGAUUCGUCGUCUAGUUUGUCGUGGUUUAACGGGGAUAGCUACAAUAGGGAUCUUGCAGCGACUCCACCUUUUUUUUUUAUUUCACCAGAGAGGACAUUUGUAUUACGGGAUAAUAGACCGCCAUCAAGACCCGUCACCCUAAGGCCCGUUACCCCAAGGCCCAUUGCUCCGGCAUUAGAUGAUAGUAUGCAAGAUGGACAAAGACCAUGGUGGAUGCUUAACUGGUUUAGUCCGCAAUCAAUGCCCGUUAGCCCAUCCCCGCAGCGUCACCCCUUCAGAUAUUCAAAUAUGACUCAAGAUAGUGGUUUCUUUCCCAAACAACAGUCACAGAGUACAUUAUCUCAAGUUAGACGACCUGCAACGCCUUCUCCACCUACAACACCGGAGGUAUACGCGUUGAACCUGAUAGAAAACAUGGAAUUUUCGCCUUCACCGCUACGACAAUCACAGAUGGACGAAUGGCUUCGUUCGUUUUCACCAAUAUCACCAGAUAUAUUACCGCUGGAUGUUGUAGGCGGCGUGGUAUUUUCACCUUCGACAAUCUGA
This is a messenger RNA of Metopolophium dirhodum (rose-grain aphid), 620 nucleotides long. RefSeq lists its product as uncharacterized. The record is from RefSeq and is a predicted model, not a curated record. Bases 66 to 620 code for a protein of 184 amino acids. The transcript has 4 exons. NCBI's taxonomy places the organism in Eukaryota, Metazoa, Arthropoda, Insecta, Hemiptera, Aphididae.